AUGAAUGUAUCUAAAACUAACUAUUAUUCAAAGGAAAAUUACAACUGGGACGAUAUAGAACCAUUACCAAUAGACGUUGAAGGUGUUCAAGUUUCACAAAUCUUAUAUUCUGAUGAAUAUCGUCAAGUAUUAGGUCUGCUUAGAGCUUUACAAUCUCAAAAAGAAUAUAGUGAAAGAGCAUUAUUUAUUACUCAAGAAGCCAUUAAAUUGAAUGCAGCACAUUAUACAGUAUGGCAAUAUAGAUAUCAUAAUAUUAUUGAAUUGGGGAAAGAUAUAGAAGAAGAAUUAGAAUGGGUUGAAGAUAUUGCAUUGGAUAAUAUCAAAAAUUAUCAAAUUUGGAAUUAUAGACAAUUAUUGUUGAAGAAGCAAGAAACACCAAAUCCAAAGAAAGAAUUCCCAUUAAUUCAAGUUAUGCUUGAUGAUGAUCCUAAAAAUUAUCAUGUUUGGUCACAUCGUAAAUGGCUAGUUCAAUUUUUCAAUAAAUAUGAUGAAGAAUUACCAUUUGUUGAUUAUUUUAUUGAACAUGAUGUUUAUAACAAUUCAGCUUGGUCUCAUAGAUUCUUCACAAUUUUCAGUCAAGUUGAAAAAUCAGGUAAAGCUAUUACAGAUGAAAUUUUCGAAGAGGAAGUUGAAUAUACUAAAGAUCAAAUCAAGAUUGCACCACAAAAUGUUAGUUCAUGGAAUUAUUUAAUUGGAUUAUAUGAAUCUAGUGGUAAAGAGUUAUCUAAUUUAGAAGAAUUCGUCCUAACAUAUGCAAAUGUAUUAAAUGAAGGUUCAGAUUUAGAGAGUUUGAAAUCAAUACCAGCGUUAGAAAUUUUAAUUAAAAUUUAUUCUAAAUCAAAUAAAUCAUUAGCUUCAAAAGGUUAUGAUUUACUUUCUACAAAAUAUGAUCCAAUAAGAAAAAAUUAUUGGGAAUAUCAAAAAAAGCAAAUAACUACUGUAUAA
This is a messenger RNA of Hansenula ciferrii, 945 nucleotides long. RefSeq names its product bifunctional protein farnesyltransferase/protein geranylgeranyltransferase (gene RAM2). The transcript has a single exon. Lineage: Eukaryota; Fungi; Ascomycota; Saccharomycetes; Phaffomycetales; Wickerhamomycetaceae. The record is from RefSeq and is a predicted model, not a curated record. Gene Ontology annotation, cellular component: protein farnesyltransferase complex; cytoplasm; CAAX-protein geranylgeranyltransferase complex. Gene Ontology annotation, molecular function: CAAX-protein geranylgeranyltransferase activity; protein farnesyltransferase activity. Bases 1 to 945 code for a protein of 314 amino acids. Gene Ontology annotation, biological process: protein geranylgeranylation; protein farnesylation.